Molecule: messenger RNA, 6794 nt
Organism: Seriola aureovittata
Lineage: Eukaryota; Metazoa; Chordata; Actinopteri; Carangiformes; Carangidae
Product: zinc finger protein 260-like
Exons: 4
Coding region: 3273-5204 (643 amino acids)
Biological process (GO): negative regulation of transcription by RNA polymerase II; regulation of cytokine production; regulation of immune system process
Source: RefSeq, a predicted model, not a curated record
GAUAUACAUAUAUAUAUAUUUCUCUUUUCUUCCCUUUAGCAUAUUGAAAUAUUUAAUCUUUAUAUCAUUAUACUCUUGUUGUGUUAAAGGAUAGGGUUGGUAAUAAUUAGUUCUUAUUGUUAACAAAUUAAAAAACAUUAAAAACAAUGACCUGAUCCUACUAACAAGUAUUUGUCUGUGUAGCAACAAGCUGAUGUGAUAUAUUUUGUUCUUCUGUGCCACAGAGCUCCAUAGCAGCCAACAAUGCUGUUUGCAUCCGGGGUGGACAGCCGGUGUGGCUAUUUACACCCAAGCAUUAGGCUCUCCUGGACCGCUUCAAUGAGUCAAAUGGAAGAAGUUCAGGCUUUCUAACAUGGGGCUGCGGUGAAAAGGGUCUAUUUUAACCCAAACUAUGUUGUUAUAUGUUAAUAUGCUAACCCUGACCGUUUGGAAAAAAGCAAACAAAACAAAACAAAACAAAAAACCGAACAAAAACAACGAAUAAAACAAGAGGUUUAGAGAGCCACUGGGUGCUUCAUACGGGUGUGAAUAGCCAAAUAGCUGCCCUGUGACUAUUUUCACCUGGCUGACAUGUCCUUUCAUUAUCAUGAACACACACACUGCAGUUUGUCUCAUUCCCACCUACACCUUCCUGUUGCACUAAAUGUGGAUCAAUCUGCGGAUGAAAAUAGUCCCCAGCAGAUGCACUAUUUACUCCUGUCUGAGUAAAGUAAACUGCUGUGAUAGGAAAUUACUGAGCAAUUUGUGAACCAUUUUCAAAGAUUUACAUCAGAUUUACAUGCUGAGUGCAGCAGACAGGGUAAGGAAGUCAGAGAGUCAAGAGACUGACUGUAAACUUGGUUUUGGUCUUUUCACAGGAUUUGUUGACAAUAAGAUGAAUAUAGAAUAACACCAGCGUUCUCCUUUAAGUGGUCCUCACUGUCAUAUGUCAUCGUGGUCAUGAUCUCAGGUUAAACAACCUUAGAGGUGUGAUAUACUGUAAGCCCACACUUAAACCUGGGGUAAAUGUUUUGGUUAAUUUAAUGUAGGGAUGUCGAGGAAAUCUUGAUCUAUUGUAGAUCUGUCUCUGGAAGGGGACUGGAGUUAAACAGACGUUUAGUCUAGAAAGUUUUAACACAGGAUCAAAAAGCUGAUGGACAGGACAACACUAUUUUUAGGUUUUGUACUUAAAGGAAUUUGACCAAACAAUCCUGAGUUAUUUUGUUGAGAAAAUAUAUUGGAAACAAACAAACAACCAACUAAACAAAAACAAUCCAUCAACUACUGCUGAAAAGAGGAAUGAGCUAUUCUUAUAUAAAUAGCUUUUGUAUUCUUUUCAGCUUCAACAUUAUGGGAUGCCUGUUACUACAAUAAAGACGAACGACAUAUUUUCAUUUGUGCAUAUACUUUGUAAAUAUAUUUGAAAAUGUAUCCUUAUGUUGCAUGAUAGAGUAGCGAUUCCCAACUACGGGUACUAAAACUAAGUCUGCACUGCUGUGCUUAGGACAAGACAAAUCAGAUUAUGCAUUGGUGUGAGUUUUUUCUUUACUAUAUUGACAUAUACGAAAAACAAUUAACUACCAGCACAACUCGGUUUAACACUGACCUGAGACAGUUGUGACACCUUUACACGACACGUUGCUGUUGUGUGGGUAUGAAAUAGUUAAAACAGCUACUGCCACUCCACAUGGUAAAGAGAAAAAAAAAGAAAAAAAAAGAAAGAAAACAAAGACCAAGCUUAAAUCUGAAAAUUUCAGUAUCUGCUCUGUAUUUUUCUGUUUCCUCUUACAGUGAAACACGCUGGAUAAACUGGGAUAGUUAUUUUAAUGUAAAUAGAUCCAUGAAAGGCUCUGUUCUACCCUCCGUCUGCUUCAGACAGCUACAUGAAGCAUUUGCUUUAUUGGAGAAGAUAAAUAUUUAUCCAAUGUUUACUUGAGGUUUCUUAACUUCUGUCCUUUGUUGUGCAGAAUAAGUGCUAAUGUCGAACGUUGCCAGAUGAACUUUUUCUCCCUUUGAACAAUUAGAAGAUCACAUUGAAUGGCAAAGUUGUGUUUACUUUUCCUUAGGGCUGAUGUUAAAAUGUAAACUAAUAUCAUAAUGCGAAAUAAGGUUCACUGGAAAUAAAAAAGACUGUUGCCUGCGAGUAAUUACAUAGAAAUGAAUUUCCCUAAUGCCACAUGUGCAGUCUCUAGACCGUGGCUUUGACAUUACUCUGAGGAAACAUCUGGCCUCCCUCUUGUGCCUUCUGAGCUGACAGCAGUUUGAUCCAACACACUGGCUCAGUUCAGCAGGAACAGGAGUCUAGUCAACACACAGCAUUUUGUCAUUAAUAUCAAGGAGAUGAACUGUGGAGACAUCAUGAGGGGGAAAAGUACAGUGAACCCAUGACGUGCCAUGAGGAGACCUGAGCCCAUCAAUGUCUAUAAUGGCACAACUGAUCCCUGAGUGAGUAUGAUAACUUAUGGUUUUAUAUGUUUGUUGUUAUUUAACGGUAGUUUAUGUACAAGUACAACAUCAACAUCUAUAUCAUAAGAUUGUCUGUCUGCAAUUUUUUACCAUAUACAAUGGCAACAGAAGAGCCCAAAGGCAGCUGGUGGAUUUGAUGGUUGUUCAGAAUUCACACUCAUGGGUGUUUGCUGCCUUCUACUGGCUACGGAGGGGAACUACUACAACUACACAAUAUUAAUCUCUGUUAUGGUAAAAAUUGGAUUAUGCUCAAAGUUCAGAGGGUGAUAUAUUCUGUGAUUGGUGUUCAACUUCGUACAGAUGUAACUAACAAAAAUGAAGCAGUCAAACAAUUUAACCUGUCAACAAAGAAUGAAUAAAUAUUCACAAUUAAUGUUUAUAUAAAAUGUAUUAUAAAUGUAAAUGUGCUGAACAUAAUUUGGUUAAAGUGGGGAUUAAAAAAAUGUGAUAGCACAAGAACAUGGGAGCAGACAAUGUAGAACAGGAACCAGACAGGAUUUUAAUCCCAAUAGUAUUCCCAAACUUGUUUCUAAAUUUUCAGAACUAUUUUUAAUUUAAUUAAAUUUUUUCCAAAUGAAUGGUUGAGAAUAAAAAUUUAGGGAGCCCCAGGAUAACCCUGCUGGAAACAUGCGGUACCACUUCAUCUCUUGUGGAGGGCAGAAGUCCAACUACUACUAGAAUGCAACUACUCCGGUGAUAAUCACACGAAGAAGAAGAAUGAGGAACUGCAACAUGACAGUUGCACAACUUUUCCAGUGCAGAGAAAAAGAUUUCCAUUUGGGAGUACUAUGAAAAACUAAAUUAAACCUUUAGGGUUACUCACAAACAUGUUCAGCGCGGAGACGUUUCAGAGCCACAUAUGUGCUAUAAUGAAGGCUCUGGUGGAGGCUGGGGUGACGGAGCUCAGCGGACUUCUGGAGCAGCACUGGGCUAACGUCAUGGCCGCCGCUCGGUACCGCUCUGCUCCGGCGGCAGAGACGGUGGUAAAGAGCGAAGAGGAGGAGGAGGGAGAAGUGACUCCACCGGAGCAGAGACAGCAGCUUAAUACAGCUAUAACGAACCAGUUUGCAUUGCUCAUGGAAGCAUUGACCAAAGCAGCAGUAGAGAAAAUAUUGAUGAUCUUGAAAGUGUCCAUGUGUGAAGCUCAGGGUGGUCCUGCUGCAGAGCAGAGACCCGGACUGAACAACAAGACUCAACAGACAAGCAAGAAGCCGACAGGAGGGCGAGGGGCCAGGCCCAAAAAGCAAUCAGAAACCAAAAUUUGUCGUCAGAAGAGGAAGAAAACAGAGGGAGGACUUCAACCAGCGAUAAGAAAGGAAAUCUACCACAUGUAUUACCGAGCUGAUGUGGCCACACAUAGAGAGAGUAACUCUGGAUCCCUGUCUAAACGUGAAGCCUUGUUAACUGAGCCCACGUCAGAGCUGGCCCCUGGGCCGUCCCCUGUGCCGGCCCCUGAGCCGUCCCCUGUGCCGGCCCCUGGGCUGGCCCCUGUGCCGGCCCCUGAGCCGUCCCCUGUGCCGGCCCCUGAGCCGGCCUCUGAUGUCAGUGAGGACGAUGUCAUCCAGGAGGAUAGAGACACUUCAACCACCGCAUCCAAGAUCAAAAAGAAGAAGACCACAGCGCCUUUCAAAUGUCCUUCUUGUGACAAAACAUUUGCUCUCAAGUGUUUGAUGGACCGGCACUACCUGACUCACUCCAAGCCUCACCUCUGCUCCGAGUGUGGCAAACGUUUUGCCGGACUCCGGGGGCUCAUCGCACAUUCAAGACGCCACACUGGAGAGAAGCUUUACAAAUGCUCGGACUGCGGGACAGAGUUUGCUUACAAGAGCACCUUCGAGAGACACAUGCGUCAGCACAGCCUGAAGAGACCGAACACCCACACGUGCACGCUGUGUGAGAAUCAGUUUGCCGGGGUGCUGGCGUUUCAGAGGCACAGGUGUUGUGCCCUGAAAAAGACAUUUGUCUGCUCUGUUUGUCCAGAGACAUUUGAGUGCAGAAAGAGUUUGGCAGAUCAUGAGAAUCUACAUUCAGGAGACAGAGAUUUUGUCUGUGAAAGUUGCGGCGAGAGUUUCUUCUCGUCCUCAUCCUUGGCCAUUCACCGGGUGACUCACAUCCAGAAGGAAAACUGCUGCGAAGUGCUCGGCCUCGGAUGCAGCGACAUGAGCGUCCUCAAAAAUCACCUGAGCAAACACACCGGAGAAAAACUUUUCAUCUGCGAGGUUUGCGGUAAAGGCUGCAGUCACCGGAGCGCGCUGAAGCACCACAUGCUGACCCACACGGGAGAGAGGUCGUACGUCUGCGAGACCUGCGGCAAACGCUGUGGCCACGCCAGCGCGCUUCAGAACCACAUGCGGAUCCACACGGGGAAGAAACCGGGGCAACAGCCGGUCUGCAACGUGUGCGGGAAAAAAUUUCGCUGCACGGUCAAUCUCAAAUAUCACAUGAGCAUCCACACGGGGGAGAAGCCUUAUGCCUGCGAUCAGUGUGAUAAGAAGUUCAGCAACCCCAGCAAUCUCAAGCUGCACAUGAGGAUUCACUCCGGAGAGAAGAUGUACGGCUGCAACAUCUGCAGCAGGAGGUUCACUCAGUCCAGCAGCCUGAAGCUGCACAGGCGGAUCCACACUGGAGAAAAGCCGUAUUGCUGCUCGGUCUGCGGGAAAGGAUUCAUACACAGCAGCGACUUCAAGAAACAUCAGAGGGGUCACCUGCCAGAGGAACCAGGAGAUGGACAGUCUGAAAAAACUGCAGUGAAAACUUAAAACCUUUCACUGCAGCACGCUCACUUAUUGCACUGAGCAUUGAUAUGGAUUGUUUAUGUUUGCACACAUUGGAGUUCAGGCUGGGCAAUGUGACCAUAAACACUGUGAGACAAUAGAAAUUUGGUCGAGUGUCAAAGAUUUUAUAAUUGUGUUUUGCAGAUCAGUCAGUGGGACUGUUUUAUGGCAGUAUAAUCUGCAGGAGUUGAAAUGGUUAUUUUGUUUCUAGAAAGUUUUCUGUGGGUUAAACACUACUACUUUUCAUGGCCAAAAAUGUGUGGAGACAUUGUUACUCUUUAACAUGUCACUCUAUAAUCAUGAGUAUUAAUCUGCUGCUAUAACAGCCUGCUCUUCUGAGUUCAGGCUUUCCACAGGAUUUCACAACCUGGCUCCAGGGAUUUGAUCCCAUUCAGCCACAAGAGCAUUAGUGAGGUCCAAGACUGAUGUUGGAUGAUAAGACCUGGCUCACAGUCAGUGUUCCAGUUCAUCUCAAAGGUGGUAGAUGGGGUUGAGCUCAGGGCUCUGUGCAGGCCAGUCAAGUUCUUCUACACCAAAUAGGAAAAACUGUGUUUGCUUCUUAAGUUAGAAGCACACUGCAGUUCAUGUAUAAAACAUCAUUGUCAUGCUGUAGCAAUAAAAUUUGCCUUCAUUGGAACGACGAGUCCAAACCAUGAAGAACAACCCCAGAUCAAAAGCAUACACACCUGAGUGUCCACAUACAGCUAGUGUUUACUAUGAUUGAACAUUGUUAUUGCCCACAGACUUACAUUCGACCAAAUGCAGCCGAAACUUGAAAUGACUUUGGUAACGCAUUCUGUUACAGAAAAUGAUAAAUGUUGAAGUAAUUUAGCUUUUUUUUUGCGGAUUAACUAAUAAAUUAUUAAUAAAGUUAUUAUUUUCGUUCACAGUGACUUGUAAAAAGUUAAACAUGUCUGAAAAGUUUGUUCUCUGCUGUUUUCAUUAGCAGCUGUUAACUUUACAGCUCUGUCUUAAAGCAAUUUAAUGUUUAUUUUUCACUUGACUGGUUUUACUGGAAUCACGCAAAUUACUUACAUGUGGCUAAUUUCCUUUGUCAUUAAACAAAAAAAGGGGAGUAGGGGGUAAAUGAGUUCAAUAAAAUUAGCAAAUAACCAGAGGUAAUUAACACUUCAUCAGAGACUUUGUAUAAAAAGACCUGACAGACACUGACUGGAGAGAAACACUGAGACUUAGGCAGGAGCUGCAGUCAUACAUACAGCAUGAAGAAUUUAUGGAUGGAUAUCACAAGAUUGGAAUAAAGUAAUUAAGAUGGAGGCAGUAUAAUACCGUACACUCUAUUUGACUGUUGCUGUCUUUGUACAUGAUUAAUAUAUAAGGAAAACCUGUCAUUAAAUUUUAAGUCAUUUAUACAGAAUCCUCUGCGAAUAUGAAGAUAUAAGUUUAUAAGAUUUAUUAAAUACCCAUAAAAAAAAUCUAAAUUUGAAUUAUCAAAAAUAUCUAUCAUGAAUUUUUCUAUAGUAUAUCAUGUUGCAAGCCUAUAUUUUAACAAUAUAUAUUUGAUAUGUCAAUUCAAUUUUAUUAAAACAAUGUACAAAUAAAAAUUCUAUAUGCUUA